UUUGAAAAGAAAAUAUUCUAAGCACGAUAUUCUUAAAAUUGAAGGAAGAUUUUAUCUUUUGUCGACAGUCCUGUUCUUAGUAGAAAUUUCUCCUAGUGAAAAGACAUUCUGCUUCAAAUAAACACAUUCCUUCCUCUUGGUUCGAGAGGAAAAAAGUUGGAGUAUCUAAUAGAUUUCCAGUUAAAUAGUUUACUUUGUUAGAAGAGAAGUACUAUUUUUGUAAGAGUUUUCGCUUGGAAUAUAGAAUUAUAGAAAAUAGCACCUUACAACUAGGGUUCUUUGUCUUUUUGGUUAGAAAAUUUUCCUUUUCAUUUUGGUUUUCAUGAGAAUCCUCUUGAGGCCAUACAUAAAAGGAUUUCGCUGAGAAUAAGUUUACAUUUUCUUGGGUGUUAAUAGUAUUAUCACGAGAAAAGGAACAUAGAGUCGGGCGUUUCGUGACGGAGAAAAUUGCAACUGUGCAAACGCGCAACGUCCGCGCGGAAUGAUUCGGGGGUGGGAUGACGAAGAUGUUAUCGAUGCGGAAGAGGCUCGAGCACCAGCGAAAUGAAAAAUCGGGCGUGGGCCGUGGCUUAAUUGGUCGACAUCACAAUUGCCCUGUGCGCGCGGCCGAACAGGCCGGGAACUUUCUUGGCCGCCCAGCCUCUUCCGGUGUUGUAUUUUUCAGCGCGGGUGAAAAUACCGUCUUCCCACACGGAUCGCUUUACGUACGAUCUCCUUUCUUUACAGUGUUGAACUUCUCUGAGCGAUCGACUGUGCGGGAAAUUGUUACCGGGGGAAAACUCGGGGUCUUGUAGGAAAAUUAGGACAUUAUUCUUCAUUUAGCCAAGCUAUAUAUCUUUCCAGUACGUGUAAACAGGCUCUGUAUACAAAUAAGAGUAGCGAUAAAUAAGAGCCAAGCGCGAUUAUUGAUGCAAAAUAUUUAAAACUCUUUAAUUUUUAUGUUUAAAAUAUUUCAUAUUUUUUAUCUUACCCGCAGAGAGCAGGAUAUGAUCUCUUAACGAUAUUGUCGUCCCGAAACAGACAAUCAUUUUCCAUUUCUGUUCAUUGGCAAAGGGUGACGAAAUUACGCGUCGUUAAUUGUUAUUCGUAAUGUUUCUCGUUCACUUAUUUUGCGCGCGUAUCAGAACACGUCAGCUAAUGUCUAUCAAGGUAGGCGUCGUCGUCUCCAUACUCGUCUUAUUCGCGUGACCUACGACUUCGAGAUUUGUUAUUUCUGGCACCGCCGUGUGCUUGAACGGUGUCUGGAUUAUAAAUAGCCUUGCCUCCGAUCGCCACGUGCAUUAGCGUUAAGCUCGCGUCGAUUUUUGCGAAAGGACGAUCAGCUCGAUACACGUGGGCGCAAAUACCUUUGAUGUCGCACCGCGACGUGAAUUUUCAUGGGCGUACUGAUAGAUUAGUUUCGUACGUUGAUUGCACACGCGACCACAACGGCAGCGCUUAGAGUUAAAACGAAUUCACAAAAUUGACAGUAAAGAGAAGGCACGAGAGGCAGAGGCACACAUUUUAUCAAGCUUUUACUCCAAUGAAAUAUUUCACCAAAAUUGGAUAUACGCCUUCAUGUGAAAAUUGAAGGAUUGAAAAUUGAACGAUUAUUCAAAUCUAUCCUUGUCAAAAUGAUAUUGAUAUUACUAUAUUUGUUUCUAACGGUGAUACGCGAAUUUUAUGCAUUGGACGUAUAUUAAGAGAGAAAAAAAUAUUUAAAAAAUAAAAUAUUUAUUCAGUAGGUAUUAUUAUAACAUAUUUAAAUAGACGUAAAUCUUUCAACUGCUUUCAUGAAAACCUCAGGUUUCAAGAAAAUAUAUAAUACUUUCUUAUUUGAAAAAUAUUUUAUAUUAGUAUACGUAUAUAAAAUAUAAAUAUAAUAUGUCAUCAGUCCCACCAGAUAAAUAUUUUUUUUCUCGGUGUAUUAUCAAUUAAUUUAAGACUUAUUAAAUCACACUUAUUGUUAGUUAUCAUUCUCUUUUUGGUUUUUACUUUUAACGUGGUUUUUACAUAAUUUUGAGGUAGUUAUCGAAAAUUAAUUAAAAUUUACAUCAAUAAUUCGGGAGCCGCUUGAUGUUAUUUUGUGAGAGUCAAUUACCAACAAAAUCUUGAGUAAAAGAAUUCGGCAGCUGUCUAAUCGUGCACUUUUAUUUUCAAAAUUGUCGCACAAGGACAAAAUUGUCGCGGUGAGGACUAUCAAUUUUCGCGAAAACGCCCGUGUAUCAUUGUACGGUUGUUAUUUCUCGAAGAUCGAUCUGCACGCGAGACACGCGCUGCGUGGAAAUGGCGCAGGCCCCACGAACUGCUGAACGCCGCGACGUCCAAGGCGCACCGUCGUCGUCGGUCCCUCUCCUCUGGUCGGCGUCGUCGACGAGGACGUCGUCGUCGUCCUAUUUUUGGAGAAGCCUCGUCGGUCUCGACCAACACCGUGGUGGGGUUGGUUACGACCAUGGACCAUCGGCCGCGCCAUUUGUGGACGCGUCGCGUCGCGACGCGUGGUCACUUUGCCGAAUUUCGCCACGUGGUCGCGCGUUGUCGCGCGAACAAACCCCACUUGGAGUCACGCCGUUUCCGCGUGUUUUCGCGCGAGCCCGGGCGAGUCAAUCCAAUUUGCGCGUUACGCAAAUAAAUCGCGCGCGUUUCUAAAAAUUGUUUUCGCGUCGGAUAGUCCUGGUUGUCUCCGUCGGGGCCGUUAGUACCACGUCGCUUCUCACAACUAGCGGUGUAACUUACAAAUGAGAGUGUUAUCUAUCAACCUUUAAACGACAGGAUGAACUUGUGGGGCAUAAACAACGAAGUGAGGUCAGCUUUGCAGACGUUGCACAAGGUGUCCGGUAAGGCACGCGAGCAAAACUAUUUUCUAGGUGGACUGUCUCACGACUGGGUCAGCUACUAUGAGCAACGAAUCGAGAGUGAUCGGUCGUGCCUCAACGAGUGGCACGCCAUGGACAAUCUGGAGUCCAAGAGACCGCCGUCACCGGACAGCGUACGCACCAAUACGAGCUUAUCAAGUUGCAAUAUUAUCCAUUUUUCAUUAAAUGGAAGUAUUGUUUUGUGUAACGUAAGACCCAGGGAGAGAGAGGAGACCGAGCGCGUGAUCCGAUCUACGCUGAAGGAAAUCAUGAUGUCCGUGGACCUUGAUGAAGUUACUUCCAAGUACAUUAGAGGCAGGCUUGAGGAGGAUCUCGACAUGGACCUUGGAGAAUUCAAGCCGUUUAUCGAUCAAGAAAUGCUCACCAUACUGGGGCAAAUGGAUGCGCCGACCGAGAUAUUCGAUCACGUCUAUCUCGGGAGCGAGUGGAACGCUAGCAAUUUAGAGGAACUGCAGAAAAAUGGCGUAAGGCAUAUCUUGAACGUCACUCGCGAAAUCGACAACUUCUUCCCGGGCAUGUUCACCUAUUUGAACGUACGUGUAUACGACGACGAGAAAACGGAUCUGCUGAAGCACUGGGAUAACACGUUCAAGUACAUCACCAAGGCGAAGAAGGAGGGCUCCAAGGUGUUGGUACACUGCAAGAUGGGCGUGUCCCGGUCUGCCUCUGUGGUGAUAGCUUACGCGAUGAAGGCUUACAACUGGGACUUCUCGCAGGCGUGGAAACACGUUAAGGAGAAGCGCAACUGCAUCAAGCCCAACAACAGUUUCCUCCUGCAGCUGGAAACGUACCAGGGUAUCCUGGAUGCGAUGAAGAACAAGGAGAAGCUGCAGAGGUCCAAAUCCGACACGAACCUGAAGUCUCCGACGUCCGUGAAGGAUCAGUCGAAGAAGGAGGAAAAGUCGGACAACAUCGAGAACAAUCUGCGGGAGGUCUCAGGUUCGGAAUUAAAGAAGAGCAGUCAAAGACCGAAGAGCUGGUCGCCGAACGUGAAAAUCGCUGAGAAUAUGUUACCUACCGUUCCUUUAUCGCAGUCUUUGGAAAGCAUCGACAAGGCGGGAAGUACCGAAGUUACGCGAGAGGAGCUUCUUCGCGGUUCGAAUCAAAAGCCGGCGAUGGAGCAGGAAGCGCGCAACGUUCUGAUGCCCUGCGACAACGGACAAUCCUACAGUGUAUCGCAGAACAAGAUAGUGCAUCUACCCGCCCCCUCUCCCGGCACACCUAGCGUAAAGAAUAGGAUUAGUAAGCUGGAAACUCAGGGACAGAAGAGGAAGGGCUUGGUGCUCAAUCUGACCAACCAGUUCGAGGCGGCUAGCAGUAAACCGUCGUCGCCGGGGUCCGAUUCGGACGGCAAACCGCUACCUUCGGCGGCCACGACGGCGGAGGAAGGCGGCAAGCCGGUCGAAAACGGUCAUCCGCAUUGCGAGCAAUCGCAAGAGACGCGAGAGACCGCGAGUACCGUCGCGAGAGCGCCUUCCGAACAAGAAGUUUGGGAUCCCGGCGAGGGACAGAAAACGAGACGAAAGGAGACGAGCGAGUCCACCGAGAUCAACGAUAAUAGUGAAUGUCUAGUCUGGACUGCGUCCGCGGAUGCAACGUGUGCUGAUACGUGUGGUGACAAUAAAACUGCUGACGGAGACGUGAGUGUGGAGAGUGAAUGUAUCGCGAGUGCGACGACGAGCAUGACAGCGGCGACUGCGAUGUCGACAACGACAAUUACGAGGGCGACAACGACGACAACGACGACAACCGCGUCGUCAACGACGUCGACGUGUUCCGAUAUUUUGGGAAACAAAACGAAAAAGGACGGUGAUCCGUUCAGCACUCAGUUGGACAGGGUGUUCGACCGUGAGGAAAGACGGGGCGAUCCCGUCACCAGGGAAUCUCCGAGCCGGCAAAGUUCCUGGAGCAGUUACGACAGCGCAGUGGUGCUCGAUAACAACUCGGUGCACAGUUCGUGGGCCACGUUACCGUCGAGGAACAGUUCUUGGGGCUCUUACGAUAUGCGGCCGUCCGAUUUACUCGGCUCCAGUGGCCUGUUCCCCUACGACAAAGAGGAGAUACCGUGGCAUCCGGGUACGGUGAAGCGCACCAAGCAGAAAUUAGAGGAGGGCACGACUGUGAGUGGUGUGAAACGCGUGUGCACUCAGGGCUCGAGCGCGGACGAGAAGAGUGACAGGCUGACCGGCGAGACGGACCCGGUAGCCCCGCCCGAGACGUACAAUCCAGUGCUGCUGCAUCAUAUGCCGUCGCCGACGCCGCGAAGAAGGGACUCGUCGCCCACUCAGGAACAUAAUCUUAAAGUAGAAGCGAAUAGAGACUCCCCGAGUCCGGUAGGCAGCAUCGAUAUCUCCCUCACGUCCAUGCGUCAAAUCGGACGGCUAUCCACCAGUGCCCCCGCGCCGUCCUCGCUGUCCUCCGAGUCCGAUCUGCCGUUGUCUUUGAGGUCCUGCCGAUCGGAAAGCGAGACAUCCAGUCCGUGCGUUGUCAAUACUCCUCAGUGUCCCUCUGUGAAACACCACAAGAUGGUUUUGGAGAAUCUUUGUAACAAGUCCGUGUUCAAUAAGCGCUGUCUGUCUGUGGACGAUUCGCCGGAAGCGGAGUGCCCGCGUAGCACGUCCGGUAUAGUCAAGAACUUGAAGAAGGAGUUCGAGGCGAAGUCGACCAAGUUGGAAAAGAGUCCGGAGACCGCAUGCGAGGGCGAGAGCACGAGUGCGUCGUUGAUAGUACGGCCCAAGAGGGACGUGAAGAUCAGGAGCCUGCCCUCGUCACCGGUGAUCCCACACAACGAGUCCAAGAUCCAGUCGUCGUCCAGCGUCGGCGAAACCAAAGACAAGCAAGGCAGGAGAAGCGACGCGACGCCGCCGUCGUCGCAGGACAACAUGGAGGACCUCUCGGUGAGGGUGUUGGUGGGCAAGUACGAAGUGGCCAAGCCAGAGUCCAGGAAGAACUCCGACGUGCAACUGCGCGUGCACAAAGACAAGGACUGGGACUCCAUGGAGGUCCAUCCGCCGGCGAAGUCCAAGAUCGCGCCGGAGUUCUCCAGAAGAUCCGCGCCGAUCAUGAUCAACAAUCACUCGUCCUCCCUGUUCAGCGAGGCGCCGGAAGCGCCCGGCAGGCCGCCGGUGCCCUCGCCAAGCGUGGUCGUGGCCAGCGUGGUGGCGAAGGCAGCUAGCAAGAAGCAACAGCAGCAUGGCAGAACCCAUCCCCUCGCUAGGCUGCAGGUCAGGCCUAGGCACAGCAGUCCCGUCUACAACACCAUGUAGAGGAAACAAACGACGCGCUCCCUCCCCCACCUCCCCGUGUGUGCGUGUGUGUAUGAUGUGUACGUCGUCGUUCGGACUCUUUUUUUACGCGCGACGCGAGCGCAGCGUACCCCGCGACUGCGGGGCGUGUGUGAGUUACCCGCGAUCGCGCCGCGGGUAACAACGUCAUCGUAACGAUGAAAUCGUGUGAUCUCUUUUUGACGUUGGCGAUGGAGAUUGGGUUUUCGAAGCCAAGAUAAUCGCGCCUGUUCUAAGAGUAGAGAUAUCUUCGUCAUCUUAUUCUACGUCUGUCUUUUUUUUAUUUUUAAUAUCUGUUUUCAUCGUCUUCGCGCUGCAAUCGCUCGUACAGUCGCCGCCUUUACGUGUCGAGAAGAGUGAUCUCUACAUAUAUAUAUAUAUAUACACAUCUCUUUCUCUUUCGAUUAUGCAACUUGCUAUUUAUAAGACGAUAAUUUCGCGCGAGUAUUCGGAUCUUUUUUUUUUUUUCUUACUUACUAAGAAAUACCGUGACAGGCGCUUUAUGUUCCUUCUCGUCAACGAUGUAUCUUGGCUUGGCGUUAGUUCAAUUAUUUUAAGCUGGAUAUGCAACAAUUACGAGGCUGCGCGUCGAGAAGAGGGUCAACGUAAAUUAAGAAGGAGAUAAGUGGCUAUUCCUAUUAUCGUUUUGUCCGUAAGUUAGUGGGCUCGGAAUCAAACGUGCUGAGUCGCGUGAAAGCGUGCACGGGAGUAUAAAACGCGACUUAACGCGAAAGGCGGCGCGGGUUUUUUGGUCCGCAAAAAGAGAGAGAAACAAACAAAAAGAAAAACAAGAAAAGAAAAGAGCCGAGUGCUCAGUCAGGCUGUGAAUGUAAGGUCUGAGCCUCGGGCGCACGCUGACCUUUCUUCUGCUUCGCUUUCUUAAUCCUUUCUUUCUUCAUUCGGAUUCGAAGUCAAUCGCGUGAGACUAAAUCUCCGAUCUGCGAAGCGACGACACCGUCGAUUUUGUCGGGUACGUGUACACGGAACAAAAAGAAAGAAAACGUUACAUACGACGAGACCUCGAGAUAAUGUAAUAUUAAGCCACGCUAUUAGUAAUUUAUAGGUGAUAAUGUGAUUAGAGUGAUGCACAGUGUGCGAGAGGACACGACGUAGCGAAGUGUGUGUGUGUUUUUUUUUUGUUGAGCGACUGUUUCGGAAGCACGAGUGUGAUCGGAAGGGGGUACCGAAGUUCACGAGCUACCGAUCGUUUCCGAGAGCCCUUCUGUAGUUGUUCUCGAGUUUACCGUCGACGGCCAUAGUUUUGCAUGCGAGAACGUGGAUAUGUCGCGAAAUUAGUCAGACAGAGUUAGCGGUAUUGUAACAAGUGGAAUAUAGACUUCUUCUCUCUUGUAAGAUAUAUACAUAAUAAUUUAGUGUCGGAAUAAUAGUUUAGUUUAAAAAAACGUGUGAUAUAUGUUUAAAUGAUUCCAACUUGAACGAAAAGAAAAACGAGAAAAAAAAGAAGAAAGCAAGAAAUCGGGGUUCUACGAGAUCUUGAUUGAGCUUGACUUGUGUCGCGUCGUGCCGCUCAUUCUAGACCGAUGAGCCGUAACACGUAUAGACGUCGAAUCCGCAGUCGGCGAGUUUCAGAAGAGUUUUCUUAGGGCGAAACGAAACGUUGUUCUUGCGAAUGAGGUACCUCUCUCGUUCAUUAAUUGUUAUUAACCCUACUCUUUAUACUCCUACUAUUAUAGAUUAUCUUUAUCUCGAUUUAUUCAGAUCGGUUGAUCGUAAACGCUUGUCAAAACGGCUGACGACGCAGCAAUGAUAGUACGCAUCAGGAAGUUCCGCUAUUUAACUGUCGCGAAUCGCAAAAAGAAAGGAAAAAAAAAAAGAAAAGAAGUACAAUGAGAAACGACAAAGGUUGACACGUUGAUCAUCAGUGGGUGCAUGCAUGUACUGUAACUUCUCCAUCGAUCGACAUGGAGCGUAAUAUCUAAGCGUAAAUAUUUUUUUAAACACAUAUCAUCGACACUUUCACCGUUAAUUUUUUUAAUCACAUACACACAAACACGUAAAAACACGUAUACACACACAUACACACAUGCACACUUACCAUGUAUACAUACGUCUCCAUCGCGUCGCGAAAUUUAGUUAGAACACACAGACAAAAGAGAACCCGGUUGAUCGCGCAUUUGACGACCAAUUUUAUACUCUGACGAAUGCGAGCGCUGCUAAAAAGACGCGUCAUGUCGUAAGCUUCGCGAGCGCGCGUCGCGAUUAUCGUGUAUAAAUAUAUUUUAUUACAAACACGUUUCAACCAAAUUAGGCUCGUUGAUCGUUUAGAUUACGUGUAGAUACGUGGAUACGGGCGAAAGAUUCUGGAAUAUGUAGUAGUUUUCCCGAAUAGUCUGUUGGAUCGCACCUAGAGAUUAACUAUUGCAUACUUACACAGUUAAGUACAAUCGAAUGCGAUUUAGGAGAAGUAUCUGUUUCCUCUUUCUCUCUCUCUCUCUCUCUCUCUCUCUCUCUCUCUCUCUCUCUGUCUAUCUAUCUGUCAUUCUUCCUGUCUCUCUUUUCUUUCUCUAUCUCCGUGAUGCCUCCGCAACCGGCGGCGACACGUCCUCGUCUGAGCGCGACAACGGGAUCACAGUGUCCCGCUUAUUAUUCAGCGGGCAUCGAAUUUAGAAUCGUGACUAGAGUCGUUCGCGAUCAGCUGGAGACACAGGAUCCCGACGCACGUUCUUGUGUCGCGUGGAACCCGGAAAACGCGCGAAUCGUCUGACCAGACCAUUCGUCGUAGGUGUUUUGCCGCGAAAUAGGAUGUGUCGCCCUCGGCGCGACGCCAAGAAAAAAAAAGAAGAAAAACGAUGCGCUUCUGCUCUCUCAGCGUGUUUGUGCGCGCGAGCGAUCUUUUUUCUACACCGAGAAUCGCUUGUGUCAACCGAUGGAUUUGCUCGUGUCAAGUAAGUUUGUAUUGUCACAAAUCGAUGUGCUCAGUUUUAAUGAUUGUCCCUCGAUCCCCGACCCGUCCUUCGACCGCCCCCUCGUCCCACCCGUCCUCCCCUCGUCUUUUAAGUCUUGCUUAAGUGUGUGCGUUCGCUCGAUACGAGAAAUUGCUGUCAUAUGAGAAAUGAUGAUAAAAAAAAAACCGUACGUUGUUCUGUAUAAAUUUUGUACUAUAGUUUGUAUUAAACAAAAUACAUUGUUUAUUGCUUGAGA
Molecule: messenger RNA, 9301 nt
Organism: Odontomachus brunneus
Lineage: Eukaryota; Metazoa; Arthropoda; Insecta; Hymenoptera; Formicidae
Gene: ssh
Product: protein phosphatase Slingshot homolog 2
Exons: 5
Coding region: 2753-6121 (1122 amino acids)
Biological process (GO): negative regulation of actin filament polymerization; protein dephosphorylation; actin cytoskeleton organization
Cellular component (GO): cytoplasm
Molecular function (GO): actin binding; protein tyrosine/serine/threonine phosphatase activity
Source: RefSeq, a predicted model, not a curated record